Messenger RNA from Symbiodinium sp. CCMP2592, 1032 nucleotides. The record is from the annotation of a GenBank genome assembly. NCBI's taxonomy places the organism in Eukaryota, Dinophyceae, Suessiales, Symbiodiniaceae.
AUGCAACCGGCGACCCGCCUGGCUGCGCUGUUGUCAUGGGCUCCGAUUCUACGGCUCUGCUGGGUUGGGCCCAGCCCGCGAUCGCACCCGCGCUCGCGCAGCCUGCGACGGGGCAUGGGCUUUGGGCUUGAAGAUGGAGGUGACCCAGAGAAUGUGGCAGGUCAACCCGACGCAGAUGAUAUGAAAGAGGAAAUGAACAAAGUCGAGGAUCUACUGUAUCAGACGGCAUUUGCAGUGGAUCUUCUUGAAAUGGAUUGCCUUCGCACCCUGACGAUCGCCAACGGGACCAAGGUCACACUGGUCGGGACGAAUCAUGCCAGCAAGGCAUCAGCCCAGUAUGCCGCGAAGGUCGUGCGCGACGUGCAGCCAAGUGCCUUGAUCUUGGAGCUUUGCAGUGAACGGCUGAGAGUCCUCAUUCGGGGCAACGGCCAUCGAGAUGCCAGAGCCAAAGACUGGAUGAACCCGGAUGAGCCCGAAGUGAAUCGGAGACAGUUUAAGCACUAUGCGGACGAGACUCGAAAGGCCUUUCGUGCUUUCAUGAGUUCUUCAGAACCAGGAGGAGUACAGAAGCUGCUGGUCCUCGCAGAUAUCAAAGCUUCCAUCGUGGACGGAGCAGAUAUCGACAGCACGCUGCGCCGAAGGGAUGCCAACCUGGCGUCCAACAUUCGCAACACGGCCUUGCUCGGCCACACGAACAUCGUGGCCGUACUUGGUGCCAAUCAUUUGGACGGAGUUGAAGAGGAACUGGAGCGCCUGGAGCGCGAGCAGGAAGAGGAAGUCGCUGCAGAACAUGGCCUGUACAUAUCACACUCCGGCUGCAGGAAGCUGCAAGAGCGCCAGAAGAAGUUGAGAAGGAAAGUUCCUCCUAAGAAGUGGAGAAAGCGGGAACAGCUGUCCGAUUCCUCCCGCGACAAACUGAUCUUUCAGCUCCGUUCGCUCCUCAAUCCGGCGAAGAUCUUGAACAGCCUGGAGACCCAGGCCCUCGAGCUACGCAGCUGGCAAGAGCUUCGAGCAUGGUAUCAGAAGUUGUGA